Molecule: messenger RNA, 2294 nt
Organism: Syzygium oleosum
Lineage: Eukaryota; Viridiplantae; Streptophyta; Magnoliopsida; Myrtales; Myrtaceae
Exons: 2
Coding region: 270-2210 (646 amino acids)
Source: RefSeq, a predicted model, not a curated record
GCAAAGCCUUCAUUCAUGCAGACAUUUGAACGAGCUUCAUUUUCUAGAUUUCUUAACAGCUUUUGAUCUCGGAAUUCCUUAGAAUACUUUUGUUCCAUAUGGGUACGGCAUCACUUGACUGAAAGCCGCUGAGCGAAAUUGUUCACUGUGGCAUCAUCUUUUGUCAGCUUGAAAAAGGAUCUUAAAGUCUAAUUUGGGGCGAGAGGAUCUCUCAUCACCUUCUUUUCUCUCCUCAUCCGGGGUUAUUUCACAAAGACUUUGUCUCAAUAAUGAUGAACAGAACAACCACGCGUGGAGGGCACAAUAUAACGUACUGUUCUAUGGUGCCGGGAUGCCCUCACAAAUGGUCGGCGUCGGAGAUGAUGUGUCUCUGGGACAACUGGAGCAUUCAACUUUUUGUACUACUCGGCUUGAUUUUCCAGAUAGUUCUUGCUGCAUUAGGAAGCCGCAGGAAAACCUCAAGUGGCAAGACAAUCAGCCUUGUUAUUUGGGCAUCUUAUUUGCUCACCUCUUAUUUCGCGACGCUCGCGCUCAGCAAGCUCACGACAGUCAGCCUCAACAAGUAUGAGGAAGAGUGUGAUACCGAACUAAAAGCAUUGUUGGCACCUUUGAUUCUACUGCAGCUAGGGAAUCCAGAUAGCAUCACCGCAUAUUCAGUGGAAGACAACCGGCUUGGCGUGAGGCGUGUAUUGAACCUCGUCAUUACAUUUUCUUUCGUAGUCUGGAUCCUCAAGAGAAAUUGGAAGACCUCCAUCCCGAUGAUACUGUACUUUCCAAUAUUUGUUGCUGGGAUAAUCAAGUAUGGAGAAACAAUUUGGGCGCUCUUUUCUGUGUACGACGAGAACACAAACAUGAGAAAAGAGGAUUUCGAUGAAGAAAAAAAGAUGUUCUCUGCAUUGAAGAACUUCCACACUCCCGAUCUGGAUAUUUUCUUGAAGGCUUACUAUCGGUUUGAUUGCUUAAAGCCUCACCUUGUGGACUGGCUGAAGCACCCUUUCUUCAUGCCACAUCGUAGUAAGUUGAUCGAAAAUUACAGUCCUAAAGAUGUAUUCUUGACAACUGAUAUGGAACUCGGGUUCAUGUAUGAUGUCCUCUACACCAAAGCACCAGUUCUUUAUACCAAACCCGGGAUCAUGCUCCGCAUGAUCAGUUAUUUCAGUUUGUGGUUGACAUUAGGCGGAUUUAUGGGACUUUUCUUUGACAGACACUGGAGGGGUCCGUAUGUUAUCUACACGUUUGGGCUGCUGAUUGGAGUCAUGCUUCUGGAAACUUAUCAGUUGUUGAAGCUUUUCUAUUCGGAUUGGGUGAUUAUAAUGAAUAGGAACCACCCAAUGGUCUUGAAGUUUCUAAAAUUUCUUGUCAAACGAUCUCUGAAGAAGGAAAGGUGGUCUAACAGAAUUCGGCAAUUUAAUUUUCUGGAUUUCUGCCUAUCUGAGAAACAACCCUGGCACUUCAAAAUCCUUCAACCGUUCGGCAAGGCGGAGAAGUUUAAGAGAUAUUGGUUAACGAAAUCUGUGCAAAUUAAGGAGUAUGUGAAGGAAUUAUUGCUUGAAGACAUGGAAAAGUUUGAAACAGAGAGAGACCAUCAACCCUUCACAAAUAGAGGCCAAUGGACGCUCAGGGCUCGCGAGGUUCUGGAUAAACUCAAAUGGAGUAUCGAGAUGACAUUUGAUAGAAGCAUCUUCAUAUGGCACAUUGCAACCCAUGUCUGCUACCUUUCAUGCCACGAAAAUUCAAAUCGUAAGGAGACGAGCAAACUGAUCUCAGAUUACAUGAUGUUCCUUCUGGUACAACAUCCUAAAAUACUCUCUUCGACCACGGCUGAGAUCACUUACCAUCACACCUACACAAAGCUCAAGACGUUCUUGGAUAAAUUCCCGGAAAAGGACAUCCUGAAAGUUCUAUUGGGGCCCGAUCCCGUGCAGGAAAGUAACUCCUUUGAAGCAGUUAUCACCAAAGGGUGGAAUGUCCUUGAGGAAGCGCGGACACUAGCGAGAGAGCUGAAAAGUACAAAAGACACAUGGCAGCUCAUCAGCAGCGUUUGGGUUGAGAUGCUAUGUUUUUCGGCGUACAAUUGCCAGCUAUACCAGCAUGCGAAGCUGCUGAGGCGGGGCGGAGAAAUCAUCACUCACGUGUGGCUCCUCCUUUCACACAGGACAGACAAGUUCAACACCAAUAAGUACAUGGAUCGGGACACAGAGCGCGAAUAGAGAUGAUGGCAUGUUGCUUUUGCUUAUGAAACUACUUGUUUACAGAUCAUAUUUUCUUCUCAGAUUAUGCAUCGUGGCAUACUA